Rhipicephalus microplus (southern cattle tick) is the source of this 1055-nucleotide messenger RNA. Its product is annotated as SEC14-like protein 4. Lineage: Eukaryota; Metazoa; Arthropoda; Arachnida; Ixodida; Ixodidae. Gene Ontology annotation, cellular component: cytoplasm. The record is from RefSeq and is a predicted model, not a curated record.
AUGCUGCAGUGCGUGCCAAAAGAGGACAUCGUGCGACACGUGAUCUACACGAUGGAGCUCAUGCAGCGUGACAUGGACAACCAGACACGAAAGCUGGGCAGGACGGUGAACUCGUCCCUUUUCCUCAUCGAUUACGAAGGCUUUAGCCUCAAGCAGGUCACAUCCUGGCAAGUCCUGGACCUCUCCCGCUCGUUGACGGCGCUUUACGAGAACUACUACCCUGAAAUGCUCAAGCUUGGUAUCCUUAUAAACACGCCCAGCUUCUUCCCCAUGUUUUGGAGAUUCAUUCGACCAUUCAUGACAGAGAGAACUGUAAACAAGUUGCACAUGUUCACGCACGAUGGCUGGCAACAAGUCCUGCUGAAACACGUGGACCCAAGCCAACUGCCGGCCCACUGGGGAGGCACGAUUGUGGAUCCCGUAGGAGGGGCACGCUGCACGCACGUGAUUGGUCCCGGAGGAGAGCUUCCAGUCGCCGUAUCGCGCGGCGGAGGCGGACUGGCGACCGACCCCGAAGCCGUUAACUGCUUUCUAGAGCAUGGCCGCUCCGUCGAGGUGCCCGUUCACGUCGAGACGGCGGGAGCCAAGCUCGUCUGGCGGUUUCAAGCGCGAGACGUCCUCUUCGCCCUGUGGAAGACGAGCGGCGACAAGCGCGUCCAGGUGCUCGCACCGCGAAGGAUAGCCUGUGACCGGAACCCCGAGUGCGGACAGAUGCAAUGCGAGGAGCCAGGAACGUACACAUUUCUCUUCGACAACAGCUUCAGUUGGUUUACCGGAAAGCAGCUCUCCUACAUGAUCCGAGUGCACCACGAACUUUCCGGUAGCGUCGAGGACACUACCAGGGGCUGAGAAAUCUUCGUCUUAAAAGUGAAGACUCAGUACAAAUUGUGUUAAGUACCAUCACAAAGAGCAUACUAUGGACUGAGAAGCCGAAAAAAGGGCGUCUAUUCUUGUUCAUGAGAAACUUUACGGUUUACCUACAUAAAAAAUGAUAUGUACAGUUGUCAUUCCGUUUGCCACGUCGUGAUUUUCAAUAAACAAGAAAAGAAUACUAA